CCCGGCAGCUGCAGCGGAAACUUCUGGCGCCCUUAUCGCCCGCGACCUGAGGUUAGGCGCUGCCGUGGAAACGGGCUGAAGUGACAGUGACAGCUGGCGGCAGUGACACCCGCUCCAGCUCCUCUGGCACUCUGGCUACGGCUCAGGCGGGAUCUCCUGCAGGCUUCCCACAGGUUUCUCUGGUAGGGGCGGCCAGGGUAGCGGCCAGACAAUACGCCCUAGCUGGCUCUGCCACUGCCACGGCUGAACUGCGGUGGACUGGGAUUCUGUGAAGCUACUGUGAGAAACAUGGGAGCAAAGGGGUCGAGGGAUCUGGAAGCUAGGGAAUCAAGGAGGAAUGAAGAUCCGGGGGAGGCGCCGAUAUCAUUGGAUAGGAUCCGCAGGAAUGCCACCGUCCUCAGCUUGGCCACGCGCCGCCUGGCUAAGGCCCCUGAUGAGCUGUGGGAGCUGUCCAAGCUGGAGAAGCUGAACCUAUCCCUGAAUCGGCUGCGUUCCCUACCCCCUGCUGUGGGCCGCCUGCAGAGCCUGGUUCUACUGAACCUGUGGGGGAACCAGCUGGACAGCCUGCCCCCUGAGAUUGGGUGCCUGGCCAACCUGCGCGUCCUCUUCGUCUCCUACAACCGGCUGACAGAGAUCCCGGAGGAGCUGGCCGAAUGCACCAAGCUGGAGGUGCUCAGCCUGGAAGACAACCAGAUAUCGAGCCUUCCUGGGAGCCUUGCCGGCUUGACGCGGCUGAGGAAACUCAACCUCAGCCACAACUGCAUCGCCCACAUCCCCUGCUGCGUCUACAGGAUGCAGGACCUCGUCUUCCUGCACCUGGCCUACAAUCGUUUGGAGAACAUCGCCGAACAGAUCCAGGUUCUGGUCAACCUCAAGACCCUCAUUCUGGAGGGAAACUCCAUCCGCAUCCUUCCCAAAUCCCUUUGCUUCUUGGAUUCGCUGGAGCUGCUCAACGUGGACUUCAACAAGAUCGAGAACAUCCCAAUGGAAAUGUACCUUCUGAAGAACUUGGAGAGACUGGCCUGCCAUCCUGUAGACAAGGGCUUGCACAUCAUGCAAAACCCAUUGUCAAAACCUAUAAAGGACAUUCUGAAGGGAGGACUUGAUGCUCUCUAUAAUUACCUGAAGUUGCUGUGAUAUGUUUGCAGGAGUCACAGUCUGCUUUGGCAGUUACAGACAUCGGCGUGACCUUACAGGCUACCAUAAGCAGCAGAAAGUGCUUUUAUGGUAACAUUUUUUUUUUAUGGGCAAGUACUUAAUUGCUAUGCAUAGAAAGAAUUGAAUAUCAAAUUUAAUUGAUGUCGCUCAUUUUUAUAAAUGCACUUUAGAGAAGAGUCUUCUGAGGUGGGAAAAAUUAAAAUGCGACAGAAAUUAGAUUGGAAAUAAAAUUGCUAGAGGAGAUUCCAUCCUACUGGAGGGUGAUUAAGCAGAGCGCUUCGUAAAUAAUUACACCGGAAACCUUUUUAAGCUAGAUUUAAAUUUCAGUGAGUCUUAUGGUAGCAGAGGUACAGAAAUGUUACUUUAUUAGUUAAAUUGGUUAUUAUUAUUAUUAUUAUUAUUAUUACCCACACCAGAAUUUCAUCAGAAAGUUUUUUUUUAAUAUCACCUGAAUGCAGCGUGUGUGCUUAUGUGCUUGUGUUAGACGUAACUGAAUUGUCAGACAAUUAGUUAUAUGACCACGCCUCUCCUUAUUAUUUAUUAAAUAAUUUGCUGAUGUGGGCAACUGUAAAUUGCUUUCAUGGUAAAGCGAAUAUAUUUAGCAUAACACGUUUAAAAUGUCGCCGCAGAUUGCACCAAGGCGGGGGUGAUAAAUGAAGACAAAGUUUUGUUCCAGAUGUUCACAUAAAGGGUUAUUAGAGUAUGGAACCAUGGGAGUUAAUAGCAGAAAUGAAAGCAGAGAUUCCAGGGCUCAUCCUUUAAAAUGCUGCCUUGUUUUGGAGCAUAGAGGUUAUUCAGUGUAGUUACUUUCACUCCUGUUGGCUGGGGAUCGCAGGAGUGAAAAGGCAAUUUCCGCUAUACAUUUACAUACAGUAUGUAGCAGCAUUUUUGUCCAAAGAAAUGUACAGGUGGGGAUCAGAGAGACAGCAUCCCUGGGGUUGUUAGGGUUAAGGGAUUUGUUCAAGGGUCCAACAGUAAUAUUAGCACUAAGCCUGAAACAGGAUUUGAACCAGCAACUUUAUGAUCACUGGUGUAGUUCCUGACCCUCAAUACCACACCCCACCACCCCCUGCCCACAUUAUUUAUCCUCUGUGAGUCUUAGACUGGGUUGCUGGGAGUAAGAUCAAGCGUGCUAAUGGAAACCAUGGGAGAAACAUCGAACCCAACUGUAAGGUUGUUAGCAAGCGUGCUAAUGGAAACUAAGGGAGAAACAUCAAACCCGACUGCAAGGUUGUUAGCAAGCGUGCUAAUGGAAACUAUGGGAGAAACAUCAAACCCAAAUGUAAGGUUGUUAGCAAGCAUGCUAAUGGAAACCAUGGGAGAAACAUCAAACCCAAAUGUAAGGUUGUUAGCAAGCGUGCUAAUGGAAACUAUGGCAGAAACAUCAAACCCGACUGUAAGGUUGUUAGCAAGCGUGCUAAUGGAAACUAAGGGAGAAACAUCAAACCCGACUGUAAGGUUGUUAGCAAGCGUGCUAAUGGAAACUAAGGGAGAAACAUCAAACCUAACUCAAGGGUUGUUAUAAACCAUGAUGAAAUUAACACCCCUUACUGUCAGCACAGUUCCCUACAAAAUGGUCUGCCAAGUACCAGUUAGAUGAGCCUGGCACCUGUCACAGGCUCAGCCAUUUCAGACAUCUCCCCGAAUUUGAUUUACAUGGCUAGAUGUUUAUUUAUGUCACAGCAUAUUUGUCUCCUGCAGCGGUUCAGGUCCUGUCUGUACCUGUCUUCAUACCAAUGAUGUUGUGGCUGAUGAGAUACAUGGAAAGCCCCAUAACUUCACAAGAAAAACUUUGCUUGCUCUACCAGGCUUUCAUCUAACCAAGUGAAAACCAGGAAUCAAAAUACUAAUUAUUUUAUAGACAAUUAUAUUUAAAAAAUCUACUUCACUGUUUUAUAUUCUAUUUCUGUACUAUACUGUAUUCCUUAUAUACUGUAUUGUAUUCCUGUCCAAGGUGUCCCCAGCUGUGUGCCCUGUGCAUUCUGAGAUAGGCACCAGGCUCACUGUGACCCUGUACUGGAUAAGCAGUUAUGGAAGGUGUAUGGAUGGAUGGAUGUAGGCAUGCAUGUAUGGAUGCAUUAGCACCAUAUGAAAUAAAACUGUAUUAAUAAUAUUACU
This is a messenger RNA of Brienomyrus brachyistius, 3276 nucleotides long. It is a transcript of the gene lrrc30a, whose product is annotated as leucine rich repeat containing 30a. Lineage: Eukaryota; Metazoa; Chordata; Actinopteri; Osteoglossiformes; Mormyridae. The record is from RefSeq and is a predicted model, not a curated record. Gene Ontology annotation, molecular function: protein binding. The transcript is spliced from 2 exons. The coding region runs from base 289 to 1137 and encodes 282 amino acids.